Messenger RNA from Asparagus officinalis (garden asparagus), 1924 nucleotides. RefSeq names its product cyclin-D2-1. Bases 174 to 1169 code for a protein of 331 amino acids. The transcript is spliced from 6 exons. Gene Ontology annotation, molecular function: cyclin-dependent protein serine/threonine kinase regulator activity. The record is from RefSeq and is a predicted model, not a curated record. Lineage: Eukaryota; Viridiplantae; Streptophyta; Magnoliopsida; Asparagales; Asparagaceae. Gene Ontology annotation, cellular component: cytoplasm; cyclin-dependent protein kinase holoenzyme complex; nucleus. Gene Ontology annotation, biological process: regulation of cyclin-dependent protein serine/threonine kinase activity; mitotic cell cycle phase transition.
UUAGUUUUAUCCAACUAUAUAUCUUAUAUACAUCUCCACCUCAAAGCCACGCUCCUCCCACAAAAACUCUCAUUUUAUUUAUUUAUUUCCUAUACGCGCUCUCCUCUCACCCUCGAUCCCCCACGUUCUGCUGCUCCGCGGGGAUGAGUAACAGAUGAUACACCAGCACCGCGAUGCCGCUCAACAUCGUGCCCGACGAACCCGGCCCCACCUUCGACCUGCUCUGCGCUGAAGACGCGGGGGCGCUCACCGACGACUGCGACGGAGAAUACCCUGCGGGGUACCAGACCGCCGGAGCGUUUCCCGACGACUCGAACGAAUCGAUCGCCGAGUUUUUGGAGGGGGAGUCCGAUUACUCGCCGGGGUUCGACUACCGCGCGAGGUUCCGGUCCAAGUCGCUCGAUCUUCUGGCUCGCGAGGAGUCGGUCCUUUGGAUUCUCAAGGUGCGUGCUUUUUUCCGCUUUCAGCCGUUAACGGCGUAUCUCGCCGUUAAUUACUUCGACCGGUUUCUGUCCGCGCAUCACGUACCGGAAGCAGAGGGAUGGGCAUUACCGCUCUUAUCCGUAGCUUGUCUCUCUCUAGCAGCAAAAAUGGAGGAAACCUCAGUCCCCUCCCUCAUUGAUCUUCAAGUUGAGGGUACUGCAAGGUUCAUCUUUGAGCCAAGAAUAGUUUGCAAGAUGGAACUUCUCGUGCUUGCCGCGCUGAAAUGGAGGCUUCGAUCCAUUACACCUUUUACUUUCAUUGAUUUCUUUGCCUACAAGGCCGAUCCUAGUGGAACUUGCGCCAGAAACUUGGUUUCUCAUGCUACUAAGAUUGUCCUAGCAACAAUUCAUGACAUUGAAUUCCUGGAUCAUUGUCCUUCGUCCAUAGCUGCAUCCGCCAUAAUAUCUGCAGCUGGUGAGAACCCUGAAUUGGCCCUUAUCGACCCAGGUUCAGCAACAUCAUGGUGCAUUGGACUAACCAAGGAAGGGAUCACCAAUUGUUACCACCUCAUGCAAGAAUCUAUAAUGGAGAAUAAGGAGAAAGGGCCUCUGAUGAGAGUGGCGACGACAGUGGACGCCACAAGCUCUGAUGCUUCCUCUUCCUCCUCCUCUCUUCAGCUUCCCCUCGGCAAGAGGAGGAAAUUGAACAGUAGCUUCCUAUCGGUGGAUGGUGACAAGGAGGGCUGAUGGCACGGAGAGAAUAAGGGAAAGGGUUGAGCUAGCUGUACUAGAUUAGCAGGCGUUACUUAAUUGGGUUUUGCAGAUUCCUCAAUAUUUUUAAGGGGGGUUUGAAGUUGAUUUGACCAAGUGUCAUUUAUCCACAGGAAGGGGUCUUGGUGGAUGAGUUUUUUUUUUUCCUUUAAAUUUUUUUUUAAUAUCAUGUGUGGGGCUUGUUUAUUUAUUUAUUAGUGCCAUGAUUUUCAGCAGGACCUGCAGAUUCCCAAGGGUGGGGGAUCUGCCAUUCUUUAAUAAGUGUGAGAAGGAAAUGGUGUUUGCUUGUGAAGGUGGUGGGGGCUCAAAGGCGCGGUAUUCAUUCAUUGCGGAAUGAAAGGGAUCGAGCGGGUGGGCCUUUUUGAGCUCGAUCUCAGAUGAGAGAUAGAAAAUGGGUAGUAAAUAAAGAUUAUUUUAAGUGGGUCAAGCUACAACUCUGCUCCUCUUCUCAUUAAAGUGAUGUUGAAGAUUAAUGUCGAAUAUUUGUGUAUUUUUUUUAUUUUUUUUUUGGGUUUAGGAUUGUUUAGGGUUUUUAUUAUUUGUGUCAUGUACGCAUUGGCUGCUUACAUGGUGCAUGUGAGCAUUUUGUGGGGGGUGCCAGAGCACUCGCACAGAGAGUUUGCCCCCAUUUUUCGAUGUGUUAAAAAAGACUUUUGAGGCCUUUGAGGGCCUAGUGUUUUUUGGAAAAUCAUGAAUAAAACAAUAUUUGUGGGUGCCCUUGGAUGAUAUUA